Messenger RNA from Hypoxylon trugodes, 1504 nucleotides. Its product is annotated as ubiquitin-conjugating enzyme E2-binding protein. Lineage: Eukaryota; Fungi; Ascomycota; Sordariomycetes; Xylariales; Hypoxylaceae. The transcript is spliced from 2 exons. The coding region runs from base 40 to 1284 and encodes 414 amino acids. Gene Ontology annotation, cellular component: ubiquitin ligase complex; nucleus; cytosol. Gene Ontology annotation, biological process: protein monoubiquitination; protein autoubiquitination; protein polyubiquitination. The record is from RefSeq and is a predicted model, not a curated record. Gene Ontology annotation, molecular function: cyclin binding; ubiquitin protein ligase activity; ubiquitin conjugating enzyme binding.
AUUCUUAACACGUUCAACAAAUUUCCGGAGCCUUGCAACAUGAGUGUACCACACCCAGUUAUUAUAUAUGCCGAACUUCUCUCAAAUAUAAAGCAAGUCUCCGUCGGGUGUUCGUUAAGUACUCCUAUUUCGCCUGAUACUAGAGCCACCGUUUCGUCCGAUGGCCUGGUACUCACUGUCAAUCACGAUGGCUUAGAGAGAUCCCUUCGACUCCCAGAACGGGUAGCUGUAAACAAGCAGCUUCCCAUACCGAAUCUGAAGGCGCAAAGCCUCUCAUGGCGGUUACCCCUCGCGACGGCUUUAAACCGUCCUAUAAUACCCAUAACAGAAGAACAAAAUGUGCCGUGGUCUGCGAACGACCUUCAACCAGAGUCGCCCGUCACAUGCAGAACAUGCCAUACCACUAUCGUCCAGUCUGGAACGAUUAAAGUAUGGAAGGAUCUUCCAAGUGAGAAUUGGGCUGAGAUGAUGGAAUUUUGGCAUUGCCAUAAGCCGCACGACCAUAGCCAUGGACACGAAGACGAUAAUCUCACUUCCAAAGGAUAUGGCGCGAGCUCCAAGAUAUCAGCUCAAACAAACGUCGGGUUUGUCGAUCUCACUUCCUUUCUACUAUCCAGCACGGAUAUUUCUACAUCAGCCAUCACCAAAAUCGUAUCGUCAGAUCUAAAGUCGGAAUCUGAAGAACAUGAGAUUGUAUCCAAGAAUGGAGAAUCCGCUCAAACCGACGAUCGACCUAUAUUCUGCAGCUCUUGUAAAAACCAGCUAGGAGUACUCAAUGACCAAGAAGCUUCCAUUUCCCUAUUUAAAUGGCAAAUCCAAGUCGACGAACAGGCUCAAGGGAUCACUACGCCGCCAAGGCUUUCUCAUUGUAUCAGUGCUAUGUUACUUGCUACCAUGGCCCGCUCGGGUUGCUCAAAGUCCAUCAUACUACCGAUGAAAUCCCAAGACCAACCAGUUAAGGAUGACUCGGAAGCAAACGGCUUAACCAAACCCUUAUUAAAUAUCUGGGUUUUUAAUAACAACAUCACAUUCUCCUCGACCGAAGAAGCAAACUCUCCCGUCCAAGCAGUGAAGGUUUUCUACCGGAUGGUUAGCCAAAGUCAAGCAGACACUUUGCUAGACUCUAUGACAUCGGAUGUACAAGAUAUCACUCUGCCGACCGACGCAAUCGAGAAGGUCAUUGAUAUUCUUCGUAGUAGCAAUCAAUUGUUGCCGCAGGGUGGUCGGAAGCUCGGGGAAUGGACCAUUGGUCUUGUUGAGAAGUGGAAUGGAAAAGGUAGAUGAACGCAAUUCAUAGAAUACCAUCCGAUAAGGGGGAUCAAUGGCUUGGAGUUGGUUUGGUACGGAGAUAUUGAGCUUUUAUCCACACAACUGACGAUGAUGGACAUUAUGUUGCUCUUAGUGACAAUUAUUCUAUCAAAAUUACUCCCCACACCCUGGUAUCCCAUGCAUUUUCAACCCUCGCCGUCACGUCAUUACGGAAAACCACUAAACAAAUAGAUAU